Zeugodacus cucurbitae (melon fly) is the source of this 1284-nucleotide messenger RNA. Its product is annotated as protein FAM50 homolog. Gene Ontology annotation, biological process: chromatin organization. The record is from RefSeq and is a predicted model, not a curated record. Gene Ontology annotation, cellular component: nucleus. NCBI's taxonomy places the organism in Eukaryota, Metazoa, Arthropoda, Insecta, Diptera, Tephritidae. The transcript has a single exon. Bases 138 to 1223 code for a protein of 361 amino acids.
GGCUUCUAGAAAAAAACACUACACGAUUGUCAACAACUCAAAAGCAGUGAAAAUUUCAACCGAAGCAAAUAUUUUACAUAAAAAAUAAAUAUAUUUAUUAAAUUAAUCAAUAAAAACGUUAAAAAGAUCGCAACGUAAUGGCGCACUAUAAGGGAGCCGCCAGUGAAGCGGGCCGUGCUGCACAACUGAUGAAAAAACGUGAGAUUGCCCAACAGGAGAUUGAGUUUCGCAAGAAGAAAAUCGAAGAAGAGCUUAAACUUGACAAGAUUGAAAAUAAAUUCGCAGCGCAUUAUGAUGCCGUGGAACAGCAACUUAAAAGUUCGACCAUUGGUCUGGUCACUUUGGAUGAGAUGAAGGCCAAACAGGAGGAUAUAGUAAGGGAACGUGAAAAAAAGUUGGCACAGAAAAAAGAUGAGAAAGAACGUGAAAAGCAACGCGCACUGGAGGCCAUACAAGCGGAGAAGAAUAAACAAAAACGACAGAUACAAGCGCUAUCAUUCAGUUUUAAUGAAGACGAGGAUGAUGAGGAGGGCGCUGCCGAUGACGCUGAUGAUGAUGACAAUGUUAAAGAAGUUAAAAAGGAGGAUACGCCACCUAAGAAGAAGUGGACCGAAAUCGAUGAUGAUAGUAUACCAUCGAAGAAAAAGAAAAUAUUUAAAAAUCCCGAAGUAGAUACAUCAUUUUUGCCUGAUCGCGAACGUGAGGAACAAGAGAAUCGCUUGCGCGAACAGUUGCGUCAAGAGUGGGUAAUGCAGCAAGCAGCAUUGAAAGAUCAAGAAAUCACCAUCACUUUCAGUUAUUGGGAUGGUUCAGGUCAUAGACGUAGUGUGAUAAUGAAAAAGGGUAAUUCCAUAUAUCAAUUCCUGCAACGUUGUCUUGAGUUGCUGCGCAAGGAAUUCAAUGAAUUGAAAACUGUCAUGGCCGAUCAGCUGAUGUAUGUAAAAGAAGAUUUAAUACUACCGCAUCAUUACUCAUUCUACGACUUUAUUGUAACAAAGGCGCGUGGUAAGAGUGGACCUUUAUUCCAAUUCGACGUACACGACGAUGUGCGUAUGAUAAGCGAUGCUACUGUAGAGAAGGAAGAAUCCCAUGCGGGCAAAGUGCUCUUACGUUCGUGGUAUGAACGUAAUAAACAUAUUUUUCCAGCCAGCCGUUGGGAGCCAUAUGACCCCACAAAAACAUAUGAUAAAUAUACCAUUAAGGAUAAGAGCAAAAAAACAUGAAUUGUAUAUAACGCUGAAAUAUGAAUAAAAUUAAGUACAAUAUUGAAGAAAAAUAUAAUAA